AGGAGGCCCUCCUCUCUCUGCUUACAAAACACUACACAGCAAAAUAAUGAUCUGCUAGACUGCUAACCCGAGCAUCCAGCUUCCACAAUGCCUGUGCAGGCAGCUCAAUGGACAGAAUUUCUGUCCUGUCCAAUCUGCUAUAAUGAAUUUGAUGAGAAUGUGCACAAACCCAUCAGUUUAGGUUGUUCACACACCGUUUGCAAGACCUGCUUGAAUAAACUUCACCGAAAAGCUUGUCCUUUUGAUCAGACUGCCAUCAACACAGACAUUGAUGUGCUUCCUGUCAACUUUGCACUUCUCCAGUUAGUUGGAGCCCAGGUACCAGAUCAUCAGUCAAUAAAGUUGAGUAAUCUAGGUGAAAAUAAACAUUAUGAAGUUGCAAAGAAAUGCGUUGAGGAUUUGGCACUCUACUUAAAACCACUAAGUGGAGGUAAAGGUGUAGCUAGUUUGAACCAGAGUGCACUGAGCCGUCCAAUGCAAAGGAAACUGGUGACACUUGUAAACUGUCAACUGGUGGAAGAAGAAGGUCGUGUAAGAGCCAUGAGAGCUGCCCGUUCACUUGGAGAACGAACUGUAACAGAACUGAUACUACAGCAUCAGAACCCUCAGCAAUUAUCUGCCAAUCUGUGGGCUGCCGUCAGGGCUCGAGGAUGUCAGUUUCUAGGGCCAGCUAUGCAAGAAGAGGCCUUAAAGUUGGUAUUGCUGGCAUUAGAAGAUGGUUCUGCUCUCUCAAGGAAAGUUCUGGUACUUUUUGUUGUGCAAAGGCUAGAACCAAGAUUUCCUCAGGCAUCAAAAACAAGUAUUGGUCAUGUUGUGCAACUACUAUAUCGAGCUUCUUGUUUUAAGGUUACCAAAAGGGAUGAAGACUCCUCUCUGAUGCAGCUGAAGGAGGAAUUUCGGAGUUACGAGGCAUUACGCAGAGAACAUGAUGCCCAGAUAGUUCAUAUUGCUAUGGAAGCAGGGCUCCGUAUUUCACCUGAGCAAUGGUCCUCACUUUUAUAUGGUGACUUGGCUCACAAAUCACACAUGCAGUCUAUCAUUGAUAAGCUGCAGUCUCCAGAAUCAUUUGCAAAGAGUGUCCAGGAACUGACAAUUGUCUUGCAACGAACAGGUGACCCAGCUAACUUAAAUAGACUGAGGCCUCAUUUAGAGCUUCUUGCAAACAUAGACCCUAAUCCAGAUGCUGUUUCACCAACUUGGGAGCAGCUAGAAAAUGCAAUGGUAGCCGUUAAAACAGUGGUUCAUGGCCUCGUGGACUUCAUACAAAAUUACAGUAGAAAAGGCCAUGAGACACCUCAGCCUCAGCCAAACAGCAAAUACAAAACUAGUAUGUGCCGAGAUCUCCGACAGCAAGGAGGGUGUCCACGGGGAACGAAUUGUACAUUUGCCCAUUCUCAAGAAGAGCUUGAAAAGUAUCGAUUAAGGAACAAAAAGAUCAAUGCAACUGUAAGAACGUUUCCUCUUCUAAAUAAAGUUGGUGUAAACAACACUGUCACAACCACAGCCGGAAAUGUCAUUUCUGUCAUAGGAAGUACUGAAGCAACGGGGAAAAUUGUUCCAAGUACAAAUGGAAUUUCAAAUACAGAAAACAGUGUUUCCCAGCUAAUCUCACGUAGUACUGAUAGUACAUUAAGAGCUUUGGAGACCGUGAAGAAAGUGGGGAAGGUUGGCACUAACGGUCAGAAUGCUGCUGGGCCCUCUGCAGAGUCUGUAACUGAAAAUAAAAUUGGUUCUCCACCUAAGACUCCUGUAAGUAAUGUAGCAGCUACCUCAGCUGGGCCCUCUAAUGUUGGAACAGAGCUGAAUUCUGUACCUCCAAAGUCCAGCCCAUUUCUAACUAGAGUACCAGUAUAUCCUCAGCAUUCUGAAAACAUUCAGUAUUUUCAAGAUCCAAGGACUCAGAUACCCUUUGAAGUCCCCCAGUAUCCACAGACAGGAUAUUACCCACCACCUCCAACGGUACCAGCUGGUGUGGCUCCUUGUGUUCCUCGCUUUGUGAGGUCCAGUAAUGUUCCAGAGUCCUCUCUCCCACCUGCAUCCAUGCCAUAUGCUGAUCAUUACAGUGCAUUUUCCCCUCGAGAUCGUAUGAAUUCUGCUCCUUACCAACCUCCUCCGCAGCCGUAUGGACCAGUUCCUCCAGUACCUUCUGGAAUGUAUGCUCCUGUGUAUGACAGCAGGCGCAUCUGGCGCCCUUCUAUGUAUCAACGAGAUGAUAUUAUUAGAAGCAAUUCUUUACCUCCAAUGGAUGUGAUGCACUCGUCUGUCUAUCAGACAUCUUUGCGGGAAAGAUAUAAUUCAUUAGAUGGAUAUUAUUCAGUGGCUUGUCAGCCACCAAGUGAGCCAAGGACAACUGUGCCUUUACCAAGGGAACCUUGUGGUCAUUUGAAGACCAGUUGCGAGGAGCAGAUAAGAAGAAAGCCAGAUCAGUGGGCACAGUACCACACUCAGAAAGCACCUCUUGUCUCUUCAGCUCUUCCUGUGGCAACACAGUCACCAACACCACCUUCUCCUCUAUUCAGUGUAGACUUUCGCACGGAUUUCUCUGAGAGUGUGAGUGGUACAAAAUUUGAAGAUGAUCAUCUUUCCCAUUAUUCUCCCUGGUCUUGUGGCACCAUAGGCUCCUGUAUAAAUGCCAUCGAUUCAGAGCCCAAAGAUGUAAUUGCUAAUUCAAAUGCUGUGUUAAUGGACCUGGAUAGUGGAGAUGUUAAGAGAAGAGUUCAUUUAUUUGAAACUCAGAGAAGGACAAAAGAAGAAGACCCAAUAAUUCCCUUUAGUGAUGGACCCAUCAUCUCAAAAUGGGGUGCAAUUUCAAGAUCUUCCCGUACAGGUUACCAUACCACGGAUCCUGUCCAAGCCACUGCUUCCCAAGGAAGUGCAACUAAGCCCAUCAGUGUAUCAGAUUAUGUCCCUUAUGUCAAUGCUGUUGAUUCAAGGUGGAGUUCAUAUGGCAGUGAAGCCACAUCAUCAGCACAUUAUAUUGAACGGGACAGGUUCAUUGUUACUGAUUUAUCUGGUCAUAGAAAGCAUUCCAGUACUGGAGACCUUUUGAGCAUUGAACUUCAGCAGGCCAAGAGUAACUCAUUACUUCUUCAGAGGGAGGCUAAUGCUCUGGCCAUGCAACAGAAGUGGAAUUCUCUGGAUGAAGGCCGUCAUCUUACCUUAAAUCUUCUAAGCAAGGAAAUUGAACUGAGAAAUGGAGAGAGUGAUUAUACAGAAGAUGCAACUGAUACUAAGCCCGAUAGGGAUAUUGAGUUAGAGCUCUCAGCACUUGAUACUGAUGAACCUGAUGGACAAAGUGAACAAAUUGAAGAGAUUCUGGACAUACAGCUUGGUAUCAGUUCUCAAAAUGAUCAGUUGCUGAAUGGAACAGCAGUGGAAAAUGGGCAUUCAGUCCAGCAACACCAAAAGGAGCCACUUAAGCAGAAGAGACAGAGUUUAGGUGAAGACCAUGUGAUUCUGGAAGAACAAAAAGCAAUUCUGCCGGUAACUUCUUGCUUUAGCCAGCCACUCCCAGUGUCUAUUAGCAAUGCAAGUUGCCUCCCCAUCACCACAUCUGUCAGUGUUGGCAACCUCAUUCUGAAAACUCAUGUUAUGUCUGAAGAUAAAAAUGACUUUUUAAAACCUGUUGCAAAUGGGAAGAUGGUUAACAGCUGAAAGGAGAUUCAUCUUUCAAAUUUGUGACCACACCAUGGAAGCAUUUACACUAGCUUUUUAUAUAUAUAAUAUAUAUUAUAUAAUGUAUAUUUUUUUUAAAAAAAAGAUAUUACUGGGGGCAUCCAUUUCCUGUGGACUCUUUGAUACUUCAAGCCCUCUUGCAUUAGCAUUAUAAAAAAAA
Messenger RNA from Tupaia belangeri chinensis (Chinese tree shrew), 3835 nucleotides. RefSeq names its product roquin-2. The coding region runs from base 88 to 3654 and encodes 1188 amino acids. Lineage: Eukaryota; Metazoa; Chordata; Mammalia; Scandentia; Tupaiidae. The record is from RefSeq and is a predicted model, not a curated record. Gene Ontology annotation, biological process: ubiquitin-dependent protein catabolic process; nuclear-transcribed mRNA catabolic process, deadenylation-dependent decay; protein polyubiquitination. The transcript is spliced from 21 exons. Gene Ontology annotation, cellular component: cytoplasmic stress granule. Gene Ontology annotation, molecular function: ubiquitin protein ligase activity; RNA stem-loop binding; mRNA binding.